AUGGCCGAACCGGUGGUGAAGCAGCUCCUGGCAUCGUUCCUCCCCCCCGACGUCGUCGCCCUCAUCGAAACACACAUCCUCGACCCGCGCUCGCCCAUCCAGAUCCUCAAGCGCCAAGCCCUCGCCCUCGCCCGCCGCGGCGCCUCGACCGUGACGCCCCUCGUCCAGCCCGUCGCAGAGCGCGGCAUGGCGGUCCUCGCCGAGCACCAGGGCGCGCUGGACCUGCUGCUGCCGCUGGCGACCAUCGUGGCGACGCUGGUGGUGCUCAACUGGAUACGGCGGAUCCUGCUGUGGUGGACGCGCCUGGCGAUGCGGGCGGUGCUGUGGGCGGCGCUCGUGGCGCUGGCGGCGUGGGUGUACAACCGGGGCGUGCUGGUCAGCGCGAGGGACGCGGCGGUUGUUGGGGCAAAGGUCAUGGGGUACAUCGCCGUGCUGAAGAACGUUUGGCUGGAUGAGUAUAAGCGGUACGAGGGACAGCAGGCGAGUGGGCGAUGGGACGAGUACUCGGCGAGGAGGAGCGGCGGCGGCAUGUAUAACCAGGCGAGGUGA
Trichoderma virens Gv29-8 is the source of this 549-nucleotide messenger RNA. RefSeq lists its product as uncharacterized. The transcript has a single exon. The record is from RefSeq and is a predicted model, not a curated record. The coding region runs from base 1 to 549 and encodes 182 amino acids. Lineage: Eukaryota; Fungi; Ascomycota; Sordariomycetes; Hypocreales; Hypocreaceae.